AGCGGCGGCUGAGGCGACUGAGGCGGCGGGCGGAGCGGCAGGCGGCGGCGGCGCGGCAGCGGAGCGCAGCAUCAUGGCGGACCGAGACAGCGGCAGCGAGCAGGGUGGUGCGGCGCUGGGUUCGGGCGGCUCCCUGGGGCACCCCGGCUCGGGCUCAGGCUCCGGCGGGGGCGGUGGUGGCGGCGGGGGCGGCGGCGGCAGUGGCGGCGGCGGCGGCGGGGCCCCAGGGGGGCUGCAGCACGAGACGCAGGAGCUGGCCUCCAAGCGGGUGGACAUCCAGAACAAGCGCUUCUACCUGGACGUGAAGCAGAACGCCAAGGGCCGCUUCCUGAAGAUCGCCGAGGUGGGCGCGGGCGGCAACAAGAGCCGCCUUACUCUCUCCAUGUCAGUGGCCGUGGAGUUCCGCGACUACCUGGGCGACUUCAUCGAGCACUACGCGCAGCUGGGCCCCAGCCAGCCGCCGGACCUGGCCCAGGCGCAGGACGAGCCGCGCCGGGCGCUCAAAAGCGAGUUCCUGGUGCGCGAGAACCGCAAGUACUACAUGGAUCUCAAGGAGAACCAGCGCGGCCGCUUCCUGCGCAUCCGCCAGACGGUCAACCGGGGGCCUGGCCUGGGCUCCACGCAGGGCCAGACCAUUGCGCUGCCCGCGCAGGGGCUCAUCGAGUUCCGUGACGCUCUGGCCAAGCUCAUCGACGACUACGGAGUGGAGGAGGAGCCGGCCGAGCUGCCCGAGGGCACCUCCUUGACUGUGGACAACAAGCGCUUCUUCUUCGAUGUGGGCUCCAACAAGUACGGCGUGUUUAUGCGAGUGAGCGAGGUGAAGCCCACCUAUCGCAACUCCAUCACCGUGCCCUACAAGGUGUGGGCCAAGUUCGGACACACCUUCUGCAAGUACUCGGAGGAGAUGAAGAAGAUUCAAGAGAAGCAGAGGGAGAAGCGGGCUGCCUGUGAGCAGCUUCACCAGCAGCAACAGCAGCAGCAGGAGGAGACCGCCGCUGCCACCCUGCUACUGCAGGGUGAGGAAGAAGGGGAAGAAGAUUGAUCAAACUGAAUGAAACCCCCACACACACACACAUGCAUACACACACACACACAGCCACACACACAGAAAAUAUACUGUAAAGAAAGAGAGAAAAUAAAAAGUUAAAAAGUUAAAAAAAAAAAAAAACCUGUUAACUCCAAGGGAGCACCACCCACAGAACCUCCACCAACUGACAGUUUCUCUUCUUGACUUGCCACCCAUCGCUGGAUGUUGUCCACUUUAUCCACCAUAUAAAACAGUAAGCAGCUGCUAAAAACAAAAAAAAUACAAAAAGUAAUAACAUUAUAUGAACUGUGUUUCCUACUUGAUUAAAAAAUAUAAAGAACUGAGUGUUUAUUUCCCUAAUUAACCAAGAACUUUUGUACACGUUUAAGCUAUUAUUAUUAAAAAGUGUUUGCAAAAUGGUCAAGAUUAUAAUAUUGCUGAAUUAUAUAAAAGUCCUUUUCAUGUUGAGCUAACAUUUGACUUUAGCACAAAAAAGAGAUAUUUUAGAACACGUAAAAUAAUAUUUUUAGUUUUUCUCAUUUUGUUACCAAAUUUCAAACCUUACAUGGAGGUUAUUAUAGUAUAUUUGACACCCUAUAUACCUGUGAUUAGAGAUGUGUAUAUAUAUGAGGGCUAGGCAUGCUGUGUGUCUGAGCUUUGUCUAAAUGUUAUGCAGAAGUUUGUAGAGUUAAAGGUACGUAGGUUUAAUUCAUGCAAGGUAAACAAUAAGUGCUCUCUUUUAUACAAUAUGCAUUGCAUCUGGACCUUAAACUUAUAAAAAUGGUCAGUGAAACUUCUGUGAACAUGAAGAAAUUAUUAAAAAAGGCAUUUAAAUGAAAUUUGCUAAGUUGUGAUUUUUAUGGUUGGAACCAAAGUUAUUCAAAUAGUAAAAGGAAAAAGAAAGAAAAAGGAGAUCUCCCAUAAUAUUUUUCUGCAUCUGUUUGCUUUGACUGAGUAGGCGUUUUGUCAUUAUUGUGUAUAUGAGAUGUACUUGUAUCGUUCAUAAUAUAUUUUUUUUAUUAUGUGUAGAAAGAUUUUAAAAAACUAACGUGCAGCAAUUUCCAGUGAACCUGUACUUGGACAUCAGGUAGUGAGUCUAUUUGUGGUCACUAGCACUGUCUCCUAAACUUGUAAGAGGUCUGAAGCUAUUCUUUGAUUUUUGCUAGUGCUAUUAACUUAUGUAGACCUGUUAAAAAGCAGAGCAACACAAUUAUAGUUAUCCUACUGAGCCAUGGAUUCUGAGUUUUGUUUUAAAAGUGAAAGCCAAGUUGGUGUAUGUAAAGGAUUUCCAUGUAGCUGUGGUGCUAGUUAUUACUGGCUACAUUAUAUGCUAAGUGUAUUUGUGUUCCCCAAGUGUACAAGCCUUCUAUCAAAAGUAUGUUCUAUAACUCAUAUAUUCAAGGUGUAGGGUAUGAAAAUGCAAAGUUUAGGAGAGCACUUUACCAAGCUGGUGUCCUCCAAACUGAAAUUGUUUGUAACGAUAGUCUUUUACAGGUUUUCCUUUAAAGAUGUUUGUGUGCUUUUAAUUGACAACUAACUUCUUGCUGCUGUAUAGUAAAAUAUUAAUAUAUUUUUAUCAUUAAACUGCUGCAUGACUAUCAUCUUUGAGUGAAGAGAAAAUGUUAUAAAAAAGAUGCCUUAAACAGUACAUUUUGGUUUGGAAUUCUGUAGAAAGUAUUUUGGUAAAAAAAAAAAAAAAAAAAAAGGGUCUUGUCUGACAGAGAGUUCUGGGGAUGGAAUUGUUUCUUGGCAAAUCCAGCCAUAUAGAUCUAACUGCUGUAUGUAUAAGACACCACCUGUAGGAGCGGGAAGGUAUCAGUGCUUCUUAUAUUGUAAAGCAUUGGCCUAGGAAGGCAAACAGUUGUCUUUUUGAAGGAUUUUUUUCUGCUGGUCCUUUGGGUUUUGAUUUGAUAUUUUUAUGCUCCCUGGUUGAGUGUGUUGUCUUCGUUUUUGAGAUCUACUGUAUGUGUUGAAUAACAAGCUAUUUUCAUUGUACUGUGCAUUUUCCCAUUAAAUUGUUUGCUUUUAAUAUUCAAUGUUAAAUAUGAGGUGACCGUACAGUAGUUAGGAGUUUCUUUACUUACAAAAUCACUGGAAAUGAUUAAAUUGCUUUUCCCCCUCCCCAGAGGUGCAUUUUUCUUAUUUCCAUAUAGUAAAGUUGAGCUUUUACAGUGCAUAAUGUGACAUUUGGAAUGCUUAUCAACUGCAUGUAAACAUUAAUAACCUGCACUUUUUUGUCUUAAGGUUUGUUGAGCUGUUUUGUUCACUGUACUUUAACUGUGAUAUGGAAAAGACUGCAUUCUCUGUGCUGUUACUAAUUAGGAAAGAGAAUUGCUUUGAUUUUGUCUCUUGUUUACUAUAGCUUCUUAAAGUUAAGCCUUGUACUACAGGUUGUUGGAGUACUCCUAGAUCACUGUUUCAUAGUAGCCAGCAAUAAGUAGUGCAAGUCAACAAAAACACAGCAAACUUAGGCAAAGUGUCCUUUCUUUGAGAUGCGAGUUCUUUCAUGAGGUUUUCUUUAGGGCCAGAGUUACCUAAAGUGAAGCCUUUCUUAUCUAUAGACUUCAGAUUCUGCUUGGAAUCCCACCGGCUCAAGAAGCACAUGUAUUGUGCAAUUAAUUGUCUUUACACUAAAACAGUUUAAUACAAUCUAACUACGAUUUUGAAACCAGUGUCUGAUUUAUGGUCAGUGGGUUUAAAAAGAAAUCCACAUGCAGAUCUUUUAAGACUUAAAAAGUGAUCAUAGAAAAGACUAAGUGACUGUAAAGAUGCUCUUUUUUUAAGCAUCUCACUUUACCUCCCCAAGCACCCUCCCAAACCUUGUCUUCCCUCUUCUGUUGCAUCCUUUCCCUACCCUUCCCUCCCAGGUGCUCGGUACUUUACCUAGUUUCUAUAUAUCAGUGUUUUAUGUUGGAAUUUUUCCUUGUUUUUAUUUUACUAGUUGGUAAACCCUGUUUAUGCUGAAACAAAUAAGGAAAUGGUAUAUUUGACCAUAUGUGUUAUUCAUAGAAGACAGUAUGAUCAAAUGUGCCAAAAACAAGCAAACAAAACUUAAUUCCUGAGAAGUAUGCCUUAUUUUUAUUGAUCUGCUUUGUCUUACAAUUAAGGUCCAAGAGCUUGGUUAAACUGUAUUAUUUGCCUAAGUAUAAAAGAAAACUUGAACUGCAUUGCAAUAUUGACGUUCUUUAAAAUGAGAGACACUGUCAAGUAAUUUAAUCCAGAGAUCAGCCACCAGAUUUGAAAUGCUUAUGUAUGUGUGUGUGUUUGGAGUUGUUUUUUUCUUUUAAAUCACCAAAUUUUUUUUAAGCUACUUUUUAUUUGUGCCUCCUAUUUAUCAUGCUGAUGUUAGAAGCAGCAGUCAUCCAGCCACAGAGGGAGCUAAAGUUAACUAACCAGAACUGUAGAAAUCAUUAUACAUGCCUUUGACAACAAAGGAAGUUCAUAAGAAAAGCCAUGUCGGCUUUUCCUCUACUAGAUACAGAUUGGAGGUAGAUGAAUAUUUGCCAAAUGGAAAAAAAGACAAUGCUAGUCAGAAAAGACAAACUGUUUUCCAGCUUCUCAAAAAGCCAUGGAGAGUAGAAACCAAAACCAACAGGGAAAUAAAAAACCUUGAAAGUCUCACUUUCUAGUUGUCCCAUGCAGGGGUUGAAAUUUGAUUCCAAGCGGAAAGUAUAUUAUGUUUUUUCAGGCCUUCACAUCUAGAGAGAUGGAUAACUUCCAAUUUGAUUUUUCAGGUAAUAGAGAAAGCUGCUAGUAAUUUUAACCCCUGCCUAAAGAAGACAUAUACUUCAUUUGGGAGCAAAUACUUAUUGCCUUGAAAAGUAGCACUGUAAUAGCCUAUGAUAAUUAGUUGUAGAAUAACCUUUAUCCCUUUCAAACUAUGCAAAUUAUUAAAUAAGUGUAAAUUAGGAUUCAAUUAAAGAUAGUUGAUUAUAUUGCAAUCAGAUGGCAUUCACAAACUUAACUGGAGCAUAUACAAAUAUAUUAGUCUAAGUUUUGUAUGCUAACAGAAAGAUAUAAUUUAGCUACCUAUUCUAAAAAUGGUGAAUAUUAUUAAUAUUGUAUAAUAGGAGUGGGAAGACUGCCUCCUUUUUUGAAGAGAGAGAUUAAGGAUUUUUAUAAUUGUUUUUCAUCAAAUUUUAAUAUUUUUGUCAAAUUUUUAGGUAUUUAAUUUGUAAAACAGUUUGCUUUGUACUGGCAUACAGAAAAUAGGGUAUUGAUUUUAAACUUUUUGAAGCCAAGUGAUCAAGUACAUUUGUAAUAAAAGUCAAUGGAUCUAUAUCAGUUGUACUCACUGUUUUCAUUUCUUAUUAAUAUAGGGAUGCUGUACUUUUUCUUAAGGAAAACUGAAUUAAAUUUGGGUGGAAGGGAGGGGGAAAAGAUAAAUCCGUUGAUAAUGAGAAUCUGGGUGGGUAUCAUGGCCCAAGCACUUUAUAUCAUUUUUUAAGUCAGUUAAGAUUUGAUAUAUUUUAAAAGAUACUAUGUCAACUUUUUUCUUCCUAUUUUCUUAUGUAACUUGACGUUUGGGGGGAUUAUCUCAUUCAUUUUUGUUUGUGUGCUUUUAACAUUUUGUGUUUUGGCCCUGUUCAAACUUUCUAAACACAUUUUUCUUUUAUGACAUUUUGGGUUAUCUGCUAGACCUGGUGACCCCACCAUAUGGGCAUGAUUAUUUUUAUCUUCCACACAUGGUUCACCUUCUUGUCUACAAUAUUCCCACUCAUUUUUUCAGGUUAUAUAUACACACACAUUUCCAGAUAAUUUUAGAAUGGGGCUAUCUGAAAUUGAUGGUCUAGUAGCUUUCAUAGCUCCACAAUUCAUUUUAUUUUACAUGUGAACAUAAUUUUAAGAUUUUCUUCACCAUAAAAAGUGAGAUACCAAGUCUAAUGACUUUUUUCCCUUUUUAAAAUCUUUUGAGUAUCAGAAUGAGACCUUGCUAUCUAUGUAAAAGGAUGCUAAAACAAGGGCAUCUGUAGCAACUUAGGUUUGGAAUAGUUGGUGAUGACUCUGAGUAUAACAUUUAUAGUUUAUUAUCCCUAAAUUUGAAUAUCUUCAUAAUUUGGAGAGAGAUGUAUACACACACAUACACAUAUAUAUGUAUAUAUACAUUGUGUGUGUGUAUAUGUAUAUAGAUACACACAUCUCCUUGAGAGUGGAAUAAGUAGGAGAGAUAAUUUAUUGGAAUUGCUUACAUAGAUAAAUUCACCAAAGUUAUUUGUGUAGAUUUGUUAAAGUGUAUCAAUUUUUAAAUCACAAUAUUUCUGUUUUCUUCAUUGCAUAUUAACCAAAUUUUGGCCAUUCAUAAGUAUGCUAUAAAACUAAAGUGAUCACUGCUAUUCACGAAUUAUUAUAGAAUCUUCUUUGCAGAUUUUGUGAUAUAUUAAGAAAAGCUGAUUUUAAUAUUAAUAUUUAAGAAGUUAUUUGAUCCUGAAAACCUAAAUUUAAGGUAUAGGCCAUUUGACACGUCCUUUUUGAACAGAAAUUUCAUUACAGGCUAAGUGAAAAUAAGCCAGAAUUAGCAUGAGUCAGGUAGAAUUUCAUGAUAAAAGAACAACCAGAUGAAAUAAGAAAUAAUGAUUGGUUUCAAGCCAAUGAAUCUGCUAAGCUAACUACCAAGUUUUGAUGUUGAAUGGUCCAGGCAAUUUAUGUCUUUAGGAAAGCUGAGUGUGGCAAAGGUCACUUGUUAACAUUUUUCUUAACAAGAAUGUCAUAACUACUCAUUCAUUUUUAUUUUGUCCCCACGUUUGGUAUUUGUUUUGUUUUGUGUUUUUCCUUCCUGAUGUCCUUUGCUUUUGUGGAAGAUUGUCCUGUUGAUAGGCAGAAACAUGGUGGUGAUCCUCUAUGUAAAAUAUAGUUGCUUCUUACACAUCAGAAGUAUUUCACUCAUUUUGGAAUCACAGGAUUUUCAUGUUUUCAUAAAUACACACAUUGUUUUGAUAAUUAUUAGCAAUUAGCUUAUUUUGUAGCAUUAGAUGGAAAAAUGUUUAAGCUAAAGAGUUUAAUUUUCUUGAUUUUGGUUCCACUUUAAUAAUUCAAGAGGCCUCCAAGUUCAAGGACCAAGUCCUUCUAUUUUAGAAUUGUGAAAAACAUGGAAAUACUCUUGUUAGUGUGUGUUUUGGUCUAAGGUAGAUUAUUAACACAGAAGGAUCCUAGGAGGAUUUAAGAAAAUAUGUCCUUAUCGUGAAGUGGCAGUUAAAGUUAUGGGACAGGUGAAUUACCUAUUCAUCUUGACUAGCUCAAACAAUGAUAGCCAUCAGCUAAUGACUUAUCAGACACAUGUUGAGUUUGGGUCAAACUCCCAUUCAGCUGGAGUGGAUUGGCAAUUUUAAAUGCAGGUAGUUGGUGGUGGUACUUGACCUACCUCCUUACCAUGUACAUCUGGCAUCUUCUCUCUCCUAUCCUUUUUCUUUGUUUCUCUCUCCACUUUUACUCUUGCUGUAGGCCUACCAGUGGCACUCAAGCUUACUUCUUCAGAGAGAAGUAAAGAAAUUUCUGACUCCUGCCUUAGAACAUAGCUAACUGAUGAUCCAGAACAAUUUCAGUAUUAUGAGGUAACUGGGCAGUUUUUUUCUGAUUGCUAUUUUCCCCAUAGUCUUAAGCUGGCAGUUUGAAGGUAUCUAAAUUAAUGUUAAGAAACUUGUGAACUGAAGAGAGUAAGAAGUAUGUGUAUUUUAGGUAAGUUACUGGGAACUGAGACUUACUGGUUUGGAAAUUGGAGAGUAGGACGAGGAGAGCUGUUUAAUGUGUUUGUGGAUGGGGGUUUGAGAGGUAUAUAGAGAAUGGUUUGGAAAUAAAGUGAGAGGAAUUUUUACUAGAGGUAGGAAAAGGUACUAUGAUGGAGUCCGAAUGAGAGUUAUUUGCUAAGGAAAUGAAGUUGAUCUUCACUAAGGAAGUUUCAAUAAAGCCAGAGAAAAUGGGUCCCUCAUUGAUUAUGAGAAAGCUGUUAGUUACUAUAGCUAGAGUUAUGAUAAUGAUCAUGCAUUAUACAAGUCUGUUUUCAUGUAUAGGAUGUCUGCUUUUCUGGGACAAAUUAGCACAAUUGUGGAAUGACAGCUUUUCUGGUCAAGGCAAGUGGAUGCUGGGGAGUUAUUAUUUUGAGGAAAAGAAAAUUUCAAGCUUUUCACCAUUAUUCUUUUUAAACUAUCAGAAAUAUUUAUCACACAUACUAUCUAUUUUCUUGGGCUCUUGUUACAAUGUAGUUUACCUUUACUUUUCAAAUGGUCCUUAGAUCAAAUUAUUUGAUUUUGUACUCCACAAAGACACAUAUUAUUCCUUGCUUUUAUAGAAUUUUGAGACUUUGGCCCACACAAAUUUCUUAGAAGACAAUAAACCAGGUAAAAACACUAACUUGCAAUUUUAGGUGUCUUUUUUAUUUCUUUUACAUUUGCAUCCGUAGCAACCAUUUAACCUUGUAGACCUUAUGAGGCCCUCAAUAAUACUGUAUUUCUAAAAUUAGACAACAUACCCCCCAAACUCAUGUUUCUGUUUCCCUACUUUCUCUCUUACUUUAAAAUUGUAGUAUUCCCAAGAGUUCAGUGGUGGCAAAUGUUAAUAAAAUAAGUUAGUACAUUUUGGAGGUUCUUAUAUCCUUUGUAGGGUAAGCUGAUAGUGUUUAGAUUUCUGUUCCCAUUAUUCCAGUAGUGUUUUAAAUUAUUUAAGAUAAAUAAUUACUGUAAUGUUUGUUUUUAAGUUACAUAAUUCAAGUAUGUUUGGAUUAACUCUUUGUUGUCAAAUUUAGUAUGGAUUUAUUCCUGGUGAUUUGGACAGAUUACUUUGAAGUUUCAUUUUACUCACAUCUCUAUAUAUUAGUGAUAAAAAUCUCUUUUAAAAAUAGCAAAAAAGUGGUUCUGAUUUUGUACUUUGAAGGUAAUUUUUCUUUUUUACGAAUGUCAGGUUCAUUAACAAUAGCAGGAUUAUUUUUACUAUAGCUUAUUUUGUAGAGUUGGCACUUUAGUAUAAUUUUCACAUUUUAUUGUGUCAGAUUUUAAAUUAUAAUAGUUAUAUACUAUAACUCAUUUAAGUCAAUGCAAAGCCUUCUUAAAUAGCCCCUCCCUUAGAAAUUUGUUUAAAAAGAAGUGAAUUCCCAAACCUGUGUCAAGAACUUGUGAUUUAAAUGACUGUGAGACAAGUCCUUGAAAGGCUUAAGUCUAGUCAGUGGAGAUAAAUGAUAGCCCAUUUCCAUGCUGCAUAUAGUUGUUAGGGUUUAUAAAGUUGUCAAUGUGUAAAAGUGCAAAAGCAGGAAAGACUAAAGUUGCCUGUAAAAUUUCUAGUUUUCAUUAUUUGCACUAUUUAUCUUUGCACUUGAUUUUUUGAAAGUUAAGGCUAGUCACUUUCACUUUUGUUUCUAGUCUUUUCUAAUUUCUUGCAGAAUUGUGUUUUCAAUAUUCCACCCAAAGCAAAAAUUAUAUGCAAUUAAAAAUAUUUUAUAAGGCCAAGAAAAUAUUUCUUAAUGUUAGCUGUAUAAAACAAAAAUUUGUUCUGAUAAAAUUUUUAAUAUGGGCCUUUAUUUGCCAAUAAAAUCCUUUGUAAAUGUGAGCUUUAUUAAACUGUUUAAAUAGACAAAGUUAAAGCUUAGGAUAGGGAAUAUAUAUGUAUGUGUAUAUGAAAUGAUGUCUUCGAGUUUUAACUUCCAGCCUGAGAUGGCCUAGAUUUGGUGUGUUAGUUUGUUUCACUGAAGUCAGUGAGAUAGGAGUCUAGCUGGGUACAUGCUUAAAAAGCUGGAAGUGAAGUGGGUGGCAAGUGGCAGCUCCCUCUUUCAUGUAGUUUUCCAUAAUGUUCAUAUAGUUUCCUUAUGGUCUAAGUGUUACAACUGGUUUUCAAGUUGUUAUAUUGAAUAUUCCUUUUUGGAAUUCAGGGUUGAAUCACUUUGAGGGGGAAGGGAAGCAAGGGCAAGAGACUUUAUUUUAACCAGAUGCGGUCUUAUGACCUCAAAGAUGUGCUCUAGAAAGAAAAUAACAAAAAGUGUACCUGUGAACAUAUUUUUUGUCUUGGUGAUAUUAUGCAACACAGUGUUCAGAAUUGCAAAAAAAUUUAAAAAUUGAUAGUUUUAUCAAUGGAACAGAGAGAUGUGUUUUUGGCUAAAAUUAUUUUUUGUAAGUUAUUUGGUUAUUUCAUUUUAUAUUCCCUUUCCCAUAGCUUUGUACACACCUCAUACUUAAAACCAAGUGAGAGGCCUCUUUUCAGAUCUGGUUUAUUUUUGGAAUGCCUGAGUGUGUUUCCAGAUUGGGGGGGGAGAGGUGGUGUUUUACUUUUUGACAUGCUCUUAGCAUGUUUUGCUAGUCAUUCUGGAUCUUAUGUUUGCAAAUUCUGUUGAACAUUCAGUGAUGUAUUUGAAAUGAGAAAGUCCUUUAUAACAUAGUGUGAAUGUUUGUGGCCAAUUCAAUUGUGGAAUCUUAUGGCUUUGUUUUUACUUUGGGUAGAAGUUUAACUUCCAUUGUUCAGAUUUUAGGUUUAUCUAGUGAAAUUGUGCCAGGUAGUUGUCUAAAUAUGGACCAAUUUUGGGAAAUGAAGAUUAAUAAGUGUAUAUUUGAUUCUAGAUAAUCCUUUACUCAAAAUCAUAAGUUAAAGAUUCACAUCAUUAAGAGUUAUCUAACUUUUAUGUUGUCAAAUCUUUAAAUGUGGAUGAUAUUCAGCAUUCUAUCUAUGAAUUUCCUUUAGGAAAAGAGAAAAAUUCAGUCUCCAAACCUUUUCUUGGAGACAAAAUUUACCACAUAUCGAAAAUGAAAAAAAUUUAGAAAGCGAUUUGAUUAUUUUUUAAUGGAGUUUAACCAGCUUAAUUAAUGAUUUUUCCAGUUUGAAGCACUUAUUUUCCCAAUGUGAAUAAAGGGAAAAGAUCAGCAAUUUGUCCCUGGCCUUUUUCGAGGCCAUUUUUAGUUUUCUGCCCCCAUUUCCCAGUCCUGGUAUAAAAUGAAUUACGGGUAUCCCUCUAAGUCCCUAUAACCCUUUUUGGGGGUCACAGAUAUCUUUGAUAAUCUGAUGACAGUGUGAUGGAUCCUCUACCCAAGAAAAAAAAAAUGCCCAUCCCUGGAUAAUUUUGCAUACAACUUCAGGGGCAUCACACAUCUUCUGAAACCCAAGUUAAAGAUCUCUGCUCUAAGUAAAUUGUAGAGAAUUUUAGUGCAAAUCGUUGAUAAAAUUAGGAACCAACUAUUGGCUUAAAACCUUUCAUAUUGGAAUUAUUGUUAGAUGGUGGCCCCUACUAGCAAAAUGUGACAUUGCAACCAGCUUCGUUAGACAUUAUAACAACCAGAGAGAAGGGAAAAAAGCAAAGUUCUGAAAGCUAUUUAUAAGGAGUCAGGGCAUCUCUAGACAUGGGAGCCUUCCUGGUUCAAGGCAGGGGUCAGGGUGCCUGACAAUUUCUAGCAGGGUAGAGUUUGAUAAACCACAAUGCUCAGGAUGCCAAGGGGUUAGCCAUUAUCUUAACCCCUUCCUCACCAAAAGAUUUUAGUUUUGUCUGUUGGGAAACAAGAUGUCACUAGGGAAAAAAA
This is a messenger RNA of Homo sapiens (human), 11511 nucleotides long. It is a transcript of the gene PURA, whose product is annotated as purine rich element binding protein A. The coding region runs from base 74 to 1042 and encodes 322 amino acids. Lineage: Eukaryota; Metazoa; Chordata; Mammalia; Primates; Hominidae. Gene Ontology annotation, biological process: negative regulation of transcription by RNA polymerase II; dendritic transport of messenger ribonucleoprotein complex; negative regulation of translation. Gene Ontology annotation, molecular function: purine-rich negative regulatory element binding; double-stranded DNA binding; single-stranded DNA binding. Gene Ontology annotation, cellular component: glutamatergic synapse; nucleus; neuronal cell body. The record is from RefSeq and is marked reviewed. The transcript has a single exon.